This is a messenger RNA of Chanos chanos (milkfish), 426 nucleotides long. It is a transcript of the gene her2, whose product is annotated as hairy-related 2. Gene Ontology annotation, molecular function: protein dimerization activity; DNA binding. NCBI's taxonomy places the organism in Eukaryota, Metazoa, Chordata, Actinopteri, Gonorynchiformes, Chanidae. The transcript has 2 exons. Gene Ontology annotation, biological process: regulation of DNA-templated transcription. Bases 1 to 426 code for a protein of 141 amino acids. The record is from RefSeq and is a predicted model, not a curated record.
AUGGCGCCAACCAACACUUGCAGCUUAACAAAAAUCGCAAAGGAUAAAAUCAAAUUGAGAAAGCCAGUGGUGGAAAAGAUGCGCAGAGACCGCAUUAACAUCAGCAUCGAAAAACUUAAACUACUUCUCAAAAGAGAACUGAAAGCUGUUCAGCCACAAGGAAAAGUAGAGAAAGCCGAUAUCCUUGAGAUGACGGUACUCUACUUGAGAAACAACACGCAAUUACCGCUGACUUCAAACACUUCGGGGCAGAGCUACGCCAGGGGAUUCUCUAAGUGUCUGGAAGAAAGUCUGCGCUUCCUCUCUAUGCACAAUCAGCUUAAAGAUAAAAAAGCUGCAUUCAGUUCACAUCGAGAAAAGCAAACAGAAGCUACCCGAAGCACAACCAAAAGUAUCCCUGUGCAGCCACUUUGGCGACCAUGGUGA